Paraphaeosphaeria sporulosa is the source of this 1368-nucleotide messenger RNA. RefSeq lists its product as uncharacterized. The record is from RefSeq and is a predicted model, not a curated record. Gene Ontology annotation, molecular function: DNA-binding transcription factor activity. The transcript has a single exon. Gene Ontology annotation, biological process: regulation of DNA-templated transcription. NCBI's taxonomy places the organism in Eukaryota, Fungi, Ascomycota, Dothideomycetes, Pleosporales, Didymosphaeriaceae. Bases 1 to 1368 code for a protein of 455 amino acids.
AUGCAUUCCAUCCUGAAUCCGCAGGCAGACUUGCUCGAACAACACCGAGGCCAAAGGCGGAGUGCAUCGCAUGCGGAGCUCCCGUCACCUAUCGAGCACUUGACCCCACCCAACCUACCAUCCAUUAGCCGUCCGACCAGUGUUGAGUCCACUCAAGACGAAACGGUGCCUGCUAGGCAGUUCCAACAGCCUUUUCACCCACGGAGGGGUCCGCUGUCCCCCACCAUACAUCGCACCCAGAGUCUAAGUGUUCUGAAUCCUCCGACAGGCACCAUUGACGCUCAUCAAUCUCCCUUCAUCUCACCGAGCGGACGACCGUCCGCCAUGGAUUCGAUAACAUCGCAGCCAGCGUUACCCACUCCCCCCGUCGUAGGGAUUGGUUCUCGCGCUGCCUACUUCCCUACUGCUCCAACCCCGCCCCCAACCAUGGUUCGCAACGACCUUCGACGACCGAGCAUGGGUUUUCCUCAAUCCGGGAGUGCCAGUCCCAUCGCAGGAUUUUCUCCAUACAGCCAACCAGCUUCUGUCGCAUCGAGCCAAGUCGAUGCUGGCAGCCAACACCAACAUCACUACGUACCCGCUCCGGGUCAUGCGCCAAUGCAGGAAGCCCACCAAAUACCUAUGGCUGUGGAUACGGACCGUGGUCGGAUAUCCAUGGCUCCGACAGGUCAGAGUAGCAUUCAGAUUAUGACAAUCAAAAGCCAGCAGGGACAUCAUGUACAAAUUCCUGUUGACGUUCAAGCUGCUUCUAAGGUUGCUGACGAAAAGAGGAAGCGCAACGCUGGCGCCUCGGCACGAUUUCGCGCACGUCGAAAGGAAAAGGAGCGCGAAGCCUCCAUGAGCAUUGCGCGCUUGGAACAACAGUUGCGCGAUGCUCUUGAAGAUAGGGAAUUCUAUCGAAACGAGCGAGACUAUUUCCAGAACCUAGUCUACCAGCAGCCUGGUGCGGACCGACAUUAUGGACGACCCACGUCACCGCGAUUGAGGCGGCCGUCCGUUUCUCACUCAAAUGCUGCAUCAUCUAAUACCGGCGGCGGCUCUGCAGGGUCGCCUUAUUCCGCAUACGAUGACGACGAUGUAGAGUCAGACAGGAACGUGCGAAGGAGAACUAGUACGUACCAUCCUCCGCUAGGACAGACAGCUGCACCAUUGAACGGCACCGGGCCCCCGUCUUCAACUCAUCCUGCCGCUACGUUUUCUUCAGUGAACGCCACAGCCGCCGGUAUGUCGUCUCAUAGGCAACCACAACCACAUCAUCACUAUUCAACCCAGCAAGCGCAAUUGCAUGAUCCGUUCGCUUCUGACCCAGCUCGCUACGAGCAAAGGAAUUGGGCACCGGCCCCUGGCCAGUUACGGGAGAGCAGAUGA